Messenger RNA from Rotaria sp. Silwood2, 1233 nucleotides. The record is from the annotation of a GenBank genome assembly. Lineage: Eukaryota; Metazoa; Rotifera; Eurotatoria; Philodinida; Philodinidae.
AUGCUCUUACAUUUAUUUGUUGCUACACCACAAAUUAAUCUUUAUUAUACAGAUUAUGUAACGGAAAAUGAAAGUGAAAGUAAUAAUGUAUUAAAAUACAAUUGUUUACGUCUUGCUACUUCGAUUGAUAAAGCAAGUGUUAAUCGUGAAAUUAUAUCUUAUUGUACAAAUGAAUUAGCAUCGAAAUUUCAUAUUGAGAACAAUGAUGUAUUUCCAAAAUUUACUUUUGUUGAACUUUCCAAACGAAAUAUCACUAGUCAACAAUUAUGCAUUUGGCCAGCACCGAUCGAUAUUGUUGAACGCUAUCAAUUCUAUUUAAAUCAAAUAUCAACAUUAAAUGAUAAAGCUGUGGAAACACAAGUUUUCUAUAACUGUACAUUACCAAGAUUUGUUUCUAUGUGUCAAUAUGAAAUUAUUUCUUAUAAUCAAAAUUAUUUAUCUUUAUAUGAAAUAAUUCAUGAUUAUUAUCGUACAUAUGAAUAUAAGUCUACUAAUUUCACUUGUUAUACUCAUCUACAAUGUAAUCGUGGCCCUUCUCCAGCAUGUUUAGAUUGGAGUGAAAUUUGUGAUGGACAGAUAGAUUGUCUCGAUGGCGACUUUGAUGAAGAACAUUGUUGGCAACUUGAAAUGAAUGAAUGUAAUGAUAAUGAAUAUCGAUGUACUAAUGGACAAUGUAUACUACAGUCGUUUUUUCGAGAUGAUAUUAACACUCCUGAUUGUUUUGAUAACUCUGACGAAGUUCCAAAAUCUGUUGCAGAACUUAAGAAAUGUAAUUCAGCUAUACCAUCGUUUGAAUGUCAAGAAAAGACAUGUAGGAAUACAUUCCUGACAAAAUCUUGUGAAGAAGAACGAAAAAAUCUACUAUUAAAGACAAUCUAUUCCACCAAAGACAAUGCUAUAUCAGAACAAUGUUGGUCAGCUUUCAAAUGCCUCUUAGAAGUACCAGGUUCAGAAAAGCUAUUUUGUAGUAAGAUAUGUGAAAAACUAGUUUGUGUAGAAAUCAUUAAUAGAACAUGUCCAGAUAUGUUUUACAUGCCGAACGUUCCAUUUUUUUUGAUCAAAUUUAUCUUGUACAUGCAAAAAAAUGAUUCAUUAUUUUUGGUAAGUAGAAGUAUUCCAACGUUUUAUAUAUGCUAUAAUAAUUCUCAUUAUGAUGCAUUGUCAAUUAAUCAUCCAAAGUUGUUGUUCAAUAAUAAAACGUGUUUUCGUCCUCAAGGACUACCAUCUGUCUAG